This is a messenger RNA of Hirundo rustica (Barn swallow), 3144 nucleotides long. It is a transcript of the gene SUPT20H, whose product is annotated as SPT20 homolog, SAGA complex component. The record is from RefSeq and is a predicted model, not a curated record. The transcript has 24 exons. NCBI's taxonomy places the organism in Eukaryota, Metazoa, Chordata, Aves, Passeriformes, Hirundinidae. The coding region runs from base 266 to 2743 and encodes 825 amino acids. Gene Ontology annotation, molecular function: transcription coregulator activity. Gene Ontology annotation, biological process: regulation of transcription by RNA polymerase II. Gene Ontology annotation, cellular component: SAGA complex.
CUUGCCGUGAGUCAGUUUUAAACCAAACAAUGCUAGAAGACGCCGCUAGUGGAGGUGUUGGCUAUGGAAUAACACCUUGUCAAAAGCAAAACAAAAGAGCUGAUGCGAUACGCUAACCACUCUGCUUUUCAUUAAAUGUUUUAGCCUCCUGUGCAUCCGAGGAUGUGACAUUUGGGAUAGUCUAGCACCCCAAGUCUGACCAUCAAAUAUGAUUCUUUGCCUGCUACACGAAACUCCUUAAGUAGUCCCUUUGCCAUUUGACCCCAUGGCUUCAACUACAAUGCAACAAGCUUUAGAGCUGGCAUUGGAUCGUGCUGAGUAUAUCAUUGAAAGUGCCCGUCAGAGACCUCCCAAAAGAAAAUAUUUAUCCAGUGGAAGAAAAUCUGUAUUUCAAAAACUUUAUGAUUUAUAUAUUGAAGAAUGUGAAAAAGAGCCUGAGAUAAAGCAGAAGCUGAGGCGAAAUGUGAAUUUACUUGAGAAGCUGGUUAUGCAGGAGACAUUGUCAUGUCUGGUGGUAAACCUCUAUCCAGGAAACGAGGGUUAUUCACUGAUGCUCAGGGGAAAAAAUGGUUCAGAUUCUGAGACCAUUCGUCUGCCUUAUGAGGAAGGAGAGCUGCUUGAAUAUUUGGAUGCAGAGGAAUUACCACCUAUUUUGGUUGAUCUUUUGGAAAAAUCUCAGGUUAAUAUUUUCCAUUGUGGAUGUGUCAUAGCAGAAAUACGUGACUAUAGGCAGUCUGGUAACAUGAAAUCUCCAACGUACCAAAGCAAGCACAUUCUUUUGCGACCUACAAUGCAGACUUUAAUUUGUGAUGUGCAUUCUAUAACAAGUGACAACCACAAAUGGACACAGGAGGACAAACUCCUACUUGAGAGCCAACUUAUUUUGGCUACAGCAGAGCCUUUGUGUCUUGAUCCUUCAAUAGCAGUGACCUGUACUACAAACAGACUCCUGUACAACAAGCAGAAGAUGAACACUCGCCCCAUGAAACGGUGCUUCAAAAGGUACUCAAGGUCCUCUCUGAACAGACAGCAAGAAGUAGCUCACUACUCAACUCCACCUCAGCUCAGACUACUUGACUACCUACAGAAAAGGAAGGAGAGGAAAGCAGCCCAGCAGUAUGAUCUCAAAAUUUCAAAAGCUGGAAAUUGCGUAGAUAUGUGGAAACAGAACCCUUGCUACUUGACUGCUCCUUCUGAAGUAGAUGUGGAAAAAUACGCCAAAGUGGAAAAGUCUAUCAAGUCUGAUGACUCACAACCAACUGUCUGGCCAGCACACGAAAUGAAGGAUGAUUAUGUGUUUGAAUGUGAAGUUGGUAAUCAGCUUCAAAAAACAAAACUGACCAUUUUUCAGUCUCUUGGCAAUCCCUUGUACUAUGGUAAAAUUCAGACACUCAAAGGUGAUGAGGAAAAUGAUAACCUGUUAACUCCAUCACAGUUCCUUAUUGGUUCGAAGACUGAUGCUGAAAGGGUGGUGAACCAGUACCAGGAGUUAGUGCAAAAUGAAGCUAAAUGUACUGUGAAAAUGUUUCAUAAUUCAAGUGGAUCAGUCAGUCAUCUUUCUCCAGGGAAGGAAAUGGAACAGCCAGAAAGUGUAUCAGGCUCUGUUCAGUCGUCAGUACUGGGGAAAGGUGUAAAACACCGACCUCCUCCUAUCAAAUUACCUUCAAGUUCAGGAAGUAGCUCUUCAGGUAAUAUUUUUAGUUCACAACAGUCAAGUAGCCAUCUAAAAUCCCCAACUCCACCUCCUCCUUCUAAGCCUCCUGGUCUUUCCCGGAAACAAUCUAUGGAUCUUAAUCAAGUUAACAUGCUCUCUCCAGCUGCCAUGUCUCCUGCGAGCUCUUCACAAAGGUCUGGAACUCCUAAACCAUCUACUCCUACUCCAACCAACACCCCUUCAUCGACCCCACACCCUCCUGAUGCUCAGAGCUCAACUCCUAUUACCCCUUCUGCCACCCCUACUCCCCAAGAUUCAGGCUUCACCCCUCAGCCCACUUUGUUAACCCCGUUUGCUCAGCAGCAAAUGUCUCUGAGCCAGGCACUGCCUGUAAUGACCAUUCCUCUUUCCACCAUGGUAACGUCCAUUACUACAGGAACAACCUCCACCCAGGUCAUGGCAAACCCUGCAGGACUUAACUUCAUCAAUGUAGUGGGCUCUGUGUGUGGAGCACAGUCACUGAUGAGUGGUUCAAACCCUAUGUUGGGGUGCAACACUGGUGCCAUAGCCCCUGCAGGUAUAAAUCUGAGUGGCAUUUUACCCCCAGGAGGUCUGGUACCAAGUGCGCUGCCCGCUGCAAUGCAAUCUGCCUCUCAAGCAGGCAGCCCAUUUGGUUUGAAAAAUACAUCAAAUCUUCGGCCCUUAAAUCUUCUACAGGGGUCUGACCAAGGUCCAUCCAAUCAAGAUCAGGCAUUAUCUGCCCAACAAGCUGCUGUAAUUAACCUGACUGGAGUAGGGAAUUUUAUGCAACCCCAAGCCACAGUGUUGUCUCAGCUUGGCUCUGCCGUGAACAGACCUGGGCAAAGCCUUCCUCAGCAGAGACUCCAGCUCUCUUCUGCCUUGCAACAGCAACAACAGCAAGCCUUGCAGCAGCAGCAGCAACAGAUACAACAGUUACGAUUCUUGCAGCAUCAAAUGGCUAUGGCAGCGGCAGCAGCACAAGCAGCUCACCUGCAUCAUCAACAGCAUUCAGGCAGCCACUCAAAAAGUAAAAGGAAAAGAGGCACACCAGCCCCUCCAAAAUCAUGAGACUUGCCUCCCCCCCAAAAAAAAACUGAUUUGAAGGGGAUUUUUUUUUUUUUUUUUUAGAUUAUUAAGGAAAAGGCUUAAAUUUAAAUUAGUGUUUUAUAUUACUGGUGGGAAGAUGAACUUUUGACAUUACACUAAAAGAAAUGAACUGAUUUUGGAAGCCAACCUUACAGAACUUAGAAAUUGCAUCUAAAAAGCGACUAGGAUCUGGUUUCCUCAAGUCACUUAAUUUUUUAACAGAAUGUUUUAUCUUGUAUUUUUUACCACUCAACAACAUUGUACAUAGAAUAAGGGUGAAAAACAUUUUAGAAGAAAUGAACUUUGUAAAUGUAGUAUUGUAUUUGUUUAUUUAGUAUAAAAGGUUUGUGAACACUGUAACAAAUACAAUUUUUACAAAUCCA